CUGCCAUUAGCAUUGUGACCCACUGGAGAGUGCUGUUUUGACUUUUGAAUAUUUUUGCCCAUCAGAGUGUACAUAGUGAUGGAGUCAAAAGUGAAUGAAGGUGCUAGUAGUAGUGGUAAGAAAACUUUAAAAAGGAAGCAUAUAACCCUGACACUGAACCAGAAAUUAGAAAUUAUAAAGAUGCUAGAAAGAGGCAUAAAUCGGAAGGUUAUCAUGAGUAAAUUUAACGUUGUCUCGACAAUCUAUGACAUAAAGAAACAGAAGGAUAAAUUGCGAGCAUUUGUUGCUGAAAGUGAAGCACCUACUAAACGUACUGAGCUAUGGCAAACUCUGAAAAUGCCUAAGAUGGCACAGUUGGAUGUAGCUUUGUUUAAGUGGUUUAAUGCAAAGCGUUCUGAAGGUAAGCCCAUUACUGGGCCAGUGCUCAUAGAAAAAGCAAAACAGUUUCACAGUCAAAUGAACAUUAGCGAAUCAUGUGUGUUUUCAGAAGGUUGGUUGUGUAAUUUUAAGGAUCGGCAUGGGAUCCGUAAAUUAGAUAUCAGUGGUGAGCAAAAGUCUGCCAAUCAUGUAGCCGCAGAGGAGUAUAAUGCUGUUUUUGAGCAGUUGGUGGAGGAACACAGGUUGUCAUCUUGUCAAAUGUACAAUGCUGAUGAAACUAGGCUCUUACGGCGUUGUUUGCCAAACUCUACUCUAGUUGGCGGUGGUGAAAAGGCUGCUCAUGGCUUCAAAAUGAACAAAGACUGCAUUACAGUUCUGGUAUGCGCAAAUGUAUCUGGCACGCAUAAACUUAAGCUUCUUGUCAUAGGGAAGUACAAAAAACCAAGGGCAUUUAAAACUCUUACGAGUUUGCCAGUGAUUUAUGAGGCACAGGGGAAUGCUUGGAUGACGUCAGAAAUGUUUAAGGACUGGUUUUUUAAUCAUUUUGUGCUCGCAGUUAAGGAGAAUUUUAGAAAGGAGGGUCUACCGGAGGAUAGUAAAGCUGUUCUUUUGCAUAACUGUCAAGCACAUCUGCCCGCUUCAGAGCUUGUAAGUGGAAAUAUCUUUUCUACAUAUUUGCCACCAAACGUGACGUCUUUGAUCCAACCGAUGGAUCAAGGUGUGAUACAGAACUUUAAGUGUUUCUACAGGGGGACUUUUGUCCAAAAGUUGGUAAACUCAGACUGCAGUGUUUCUGAAUUUCAAUCUGAUUUCAACCUUAAGGACGCUGUGUAUGCGGCUGCAUUGGCUUGGAAAGACGUAAAGAAGGUUACUGUACGAAAAUGUUGGAGGAAACUUUGGCCUAGCAUCAUGUUUUGUGAUGAUUCUUCUGAUGAAGAGGAAUUUUGUGGAUUUAAUGUUAGGCCUAAGCACAUUAGUAACAUACAAGAAAUAAUUGAAAAUGUCUCUGAGAAGAAUGCUGUUGCAAAGCUCUCAGAAAAUGACAUUGAACAAUGGCUUGCCAUGGACAAAGAUGAACCAGUUGUAGAA
Pelodiscus sinensis (Chinese soft-shelled turtle) is the source of this 1467-nucleotide messenger RNA. Lineage: Eukaryota; Metazoa; Chordata; Testudines; Trionychidae. The record is from RefSeq and is a predicted model, not a curated record.